Microtus oregoni (creeping vole) is the source of this 8589-nucleotide messenger RNA. It is a transcript of the gene Pcsk5, whose product is annotated as proprotein convertase subtilisin/kexin type 5. Gene Ontology annotation, molecular function: serine-type endopeptidase activity. The record is from RefSeq and is a predicted model, not a curated record. Gene Ontology annotation, biological process: peptide hormone processing. The transcript has 38 exons. Lineage: Eukaryota; Metazoa; Chordata; Mammalia; Rodentia; Cricetidae. Gene Ontology annotation, cellular component: trans-Golgi network; Golgi membrane. The coding region runs from base 482 to 6124 and encodes 1880 amino acids.
CCGUCGCCACUCACAGUCGCCGCGCGCUGCUCAGAGCCUGAGGGAGCGCAGCGAGCGGGCGAGCGAGCAAGCGAGUAGCGGGGGCGCCUGGUCGUUGUCUGAGCUCGGGCCGGUCGUCUCCACCGCGCUCCAGGACCCCCCGAGAGGAACGAGAGGCAGCCGAAGAGUGCAGGAGCGGAGUCCGGAGAGCCCGCGGCUGAGGCGCCAGUCCCACUCCACCUCCUCCUGUGCCAGCCGGGGAGUGCUCGCCCACCGCCCCGCCGGCCCAGAGCCUGUAGCCCGGGUCCCCACUGUCACAGGGAUGGUCUAGGAGCCUGCAAGGGGCUCGCAGCUCCGCUCCGCUCCUCUCCCGGACUCUCUGCCUCCUACCGACCGCUCCCGGUUGCGCGCCCCGCCGGCCCAGGCCGGAGAAGUUAGUUGUGCGCGCCGCUUAGCGCGCGAGCCAGCAGCCGGGCGAGCGAAGCUGCGAGGCGCCGGGACCAUGGGCUGGGGUUGGAGGAGCCGCUGCUGCUGCCUUGGACGGCGGGACCUGCUGUGCGUGCUGGCGCUGCUCGCGGGCUGCCUGCUCCCAGUGUGCCGGACGCGCGUCUACACCAACCACUGGGCAGUGAAGAUCGCUGGCGGUUUCGCGGAGGCCGACCGCAUAGCCAGCAAGUACGGAUUCAUCAACGUAGGACAGAUUGGUGCACUGAAGGACUACUAUCACUUCUACCAUAGUAGGACCUUUAAAAGGUCUGUUCUCUCGAGCAGAGGAACCCACAGUUUCAUCUCCAUGGAACCAAAGGUGGAGUGGAUCCAGCAGCAAGUGGUGAAAAAACGGACCAAGAGGGAUUACGACCUCAGCCGUGCCCAGUCCACCUACUUCAAUGAUCCCAAGUGGCCAAGCAUGUGGUACAUGCACUGCAGCGACAACACACAUCCCUGCCAGUCAGACAUGAAUAUUGAGGGAGCCUGGAAGCGAGGUUACACGGGGAAGAACAUCGUGGUGACUAUCCUGGAUGACGGCAUCGAGAGAACCCACCCUGAUCUGAUGCAAAACUAUGAUGCUCUGGCAAGUUGCGAUGUCAAUGGGAAUGACUUGGACCCGAUGCCUCGUUACGAUGCAAGCAAUGAGAACAAGCAUGGGACCCGUUGUGCUGGAGAAGUGGCAGCCGCUGCAAACAACUCUCACUGCACCGUUGGAAUUGCUUUCAACGCCAAGAUUGGAGGUGUGCGGAUGCUGGAUGGCGAUGUCACAGACAUGGUGGAAGCAAAGUCUGUCAGCUACAACCCACAGCAUGUGCACAUCUACAGUGCCAGCUGGGGCCCGGAUGACGAUGGCAAGACUGUGGAUGGGCCAGCUCCCCUCACCCGGCAAGCCUUUGAGAACGGUGUGAGAAUGGGGCGGAGAGGCCUUGGCUCUGUGUUUGUCUGGGCAUCUGGCAAUGGUGGAAGGAGCAAAGACCACUGCUCUUGUGAUGGCUAUACCAACAGCAUCUACACCAUCUCCAUCAGCAGUACAGCUGAAAGUGGAAAGAAACCGUGGUACUUGGAAGAGUGUUCCUCUACACUGGCCACAACCUACAGCAGUGGAGAAUCCUAUGAUAAGAAAAUAAUCACUACUGAUCUAAGACAGCGGUGCACGGACAAUCAUACCGGGACAUCAGCCUCAGCCCCCAUGGCUGCUGGCAUCAUUGCCCUAGCCCUGGAAGCCAAUCCGUUUCUGACCUGGAGAGACGUACAGCAUGUUAUUGUCAGGACUUCCCGUGCGGGACAUUUGAACGCUAAUGACUGGAAAACCAAUGCUGCUGGUUUUAAGGUGAGCCAUCUCUAUGGAUUUGGACUGAUGGAUGCGGAAGCCAUGGUGAUGGAGGCAGAGAAGUGGACAACUGUUCCUCAGCAGCACGUGUGUGUGGAGAGCACGGACCGGCAAAUCAAGACCAUUCGCCCCAACAGCGCUGUGCGCUCCAUCUACAAAGCCUCGGGCUGCUCGGAUAAUCCCAACCAUCAUGUCAACUACCUGGAGCACGUGGUUGUGCGCAUCACCAUCACGCACCCUCGGAGGGGAGACCUGGCCAUCUACCUGACCUCCCCCUCGGGAACCAGAUCCCAGCUUUUGGCCAACAGGCUGUUUGAUCAUUCCAUGGAAGGGUUUAAGAACUGGGAGUUCAUGACCAUUCAUUGCUGGGGAGAACGGGCUGCUGGUGACUGGAUCCUUGAAGUUUAUGAUACUCCAUCUCAGCUGAGAAACUUCAAGACCCCAGGUAAAUUGAAAGAAUGGUCCUUGGUCCUCUAUGGCACAUCUGUGCAGCCCUACUCCCCAACCAAUGAGUUUCCCAAGGUAGAGCGCUUCCGCUACAGCCGGGUGGAAGAUCCCACGGACGACUAUGGUGCUGAAGAUUAUGCGGGUCCCUGUGAUGCUGAAUGCAGUGAGGUUGGCUGUGACGGGCCAGGACCAGACCACUGCAAUGACUGUUUACACUACUACUACAAGCUGAAAAAUAACACCAGAAUCUGUGUCUCCAGCUGCCCUCCUGGCCACUACCAUGCUGACAAGAAGAGGUGCCGGAAGUGUGCGCCCAACUGUGAGUCCUGCUUCGGCAGCCACGGUGAUCAGUGCCUAUCCUGUAAAUAUGGCUACUUUCUGAAUGAAGACACCAGCAGUUGUGUUACUCAGUGCCCUGAUGGGUCAUACCAGGAUACCAAGAAGAACCUUUGUGAGAAAUGCAGUGAGAACUGUAAGACGUGCACCGGAUUCCACAACUGCACGGAGUGCAAGGGAGGGUUAAGUCUUCAGGGAUCCCGCUGUUCUGUCACCUGUGAGGAUGGACAGUUCUUCAACGGCCACGAUUGCCAGCCCUGUCACCGUUUCUGUGCUGCCUGUGCAGGGGCUGGAGCAGAUGGGUGCAUUAACUGCACUGAGGGUUACGUCAUGGAAGAGGGGAGAUGUGUACAGAGCUGCAGUGUGAGUUACUAUUUGGACCAUAAUUCAGAUAGCGGAUACAAAUCUUGCAAGAGAUGCGACAACAGCUGUUUGACAUGCAGUGGCCCGGGCUUCAAGAACUGUUCCAGCUGCCCCAGUGGAUAUCUUUUAGACUUGGGAAUGUGUCAGAUGGGAGCCAUCUGCAAGGAUGGAGAAUAUAUGGAUGAGCAAGGCCACUGCCGUGCCUGUGAAGCCUCAUGUGCCACGUGCUCGGGACCGACUCAAGACGACUGUACCAGCUGCCCCAUAACGAGAGUUUUUGAUGAUGGCCGCUGCAUUUUGAAUUGCGCCUCAUGGAAGUUUGAACUUAAGAAGCAAUGCUAUCCGUGCCACCACAGUUGCCAAGGAUGCCGAGGAAGGGGGCCUUCCAACUGUACCUCCUGUGGAGCAGACAAGCAUGGUCGGGAGCGCUUCCUAUACCAGGGAGAAUGUCGGGAGAGCUGCCCUGUGGGCCAUUAUCCUGCCAAGGGACAUGCCUGCCUGCCCUGCCCAGACAACUGUGAGCUUUGCUACAAUCCACAUGUCUGCAGUCGAUGUAUGAGUGGCUACUUCAUCGUGCCCACCAACCACACCUGCCAGAGGCUGGAGUGCGGACAAGGUGAAUUCCAGGAUUCUGAGUAUGAAGAAUGCAUGCCUUGUGAGGAAGGAUGUCUGGGAUGCACUGUGGAUGAUCCAGGAGCCUGUACCUCGUGCGCUGCAGGAUACUACAUGUUUGAGCGGCGUUGUUAUAAAGUCUGUCCUGAAAAGACCUUCAGUGCCGAAUGGGAGUGCAGAGCCUGUGGCCCCAACUGUGGCAACUGCAACCAGCAUGAGUGCUAUUGGUGUGAGGAGGGCUUCUUUCUCUCAGGUGGCAGCUGUGUGCAGGAUUGUGGCCCUGGCUUCUACGGAGACCAAGAGUUGGGAGAGUGUCAGCCCUGCCACCGAGCCUGUGAGACUUGUACCGGCUUGGGCUACAACCAAUGCAGCAGCUGUCAAGAAGGAUUGCAGCUGUGGCACGGGGCGUGUGUCUGGCGCACAGGGCCCCAAGAGGGGGAAGGCAAGUUCCGGAACGAAGCUGUUCCCACUGAAAACCCAUCUAUGGUGAAGAACCUGCUGCAGGAGCAACGAAGGUGGAAAGUUCAAGUCAAAAGAGAUGCCACAAAGCAAUAUCAACCUUGCCAUUCUUCCUGUAAGACCUGCGCUGGAUCUGAAACUCUCUGCACUUCCUGUCCUGCAGGUACAUACCUGUGGCUGCAGACCUGUGUUCCCUCCUGUCCCCAAGGCACGUGGCCAUCGCUCAGGAGCGGCAGCUGCGAGAGCUGUGCUGAAGACUGUGCCUCCUGCACUGGGGCUGACCUUUGCCAGAAGUGCCUAAGUCAGCCGGACAACCUUCUGCUCCUCCAUGAGGGCCGCUGCUACCACAGUUGCCCGGAGGGCUUCUACGCACAAGAGGGGAUCUGUGAACACUGCAGUUCCCCGUGCAGAACGUGCGAGGGAAAUGCUACCAACUGUCACUCUUGUGAAGGAGACUUUGUCCUAGACCACGGGGUAUGCUUGAAAACUUGCCCUGAAAAGCAUGUGGCCGUGGAAGGUGUCUGCAAACACUGCCCUGAAAAUUGCCAGGACUGCAUCCACGAGGAAACCUGCAAAGAAUGCAUGCCGAACUUCUUCCUGCACGAUGACACAUGCCGUCCCUCCUGUCCCAAGCACUUUUAUCCUGACUUGGGCCAGUGUGUCUCCUGCCAUAAAAACUGUCUGGAGUGCAAUGGCCCCAAGGAAGAUGACUGUGUGGGCUGCACUGAUUCUUCCAAGGUUCUCUACAAUGGGCUGUGUCUGGACGUGUGCCCCGAGGGAACCUACAAAGACGAGGGGACUGACAAAUGCGAAGAUUGCCCCGAAUUCUGCUGGAUCUGCUCAUCAGAAUGGACCUGCCUGGCUUGUCAGGAAGGCCUGACGAUCGUGAAUGAGGUCUGCACAGCGCCCAAGGAGUGCGCAGCUGUUGAGUACUGGGAUGAGGGCACUCACAGGUGCCAGCCAUGUCACAGGAAGUGCUCCCGCUGCUCGGGGCCUGCCGAGGACCAGUGCUAUACCUGCCCUAGAGAGACUCUUCUUCUCAACACAACCUGUGUUAAAAGCUGCCCAGAAGGCUACCACACUGACAAGGACAGCGGCCGGUGUGUGCCCUGCCACAACUCCUGCAGGACCUGUGAAGGACCCCACAGCAUGCAAUGCCACUCCUGCCGACCUGGCUGGUUCCAGCUGGGCAAAGAGUGCUUGCUGCAAUGUAGGGAUGGAUAUUAUGGAGAAAGCACCAGUGGUCGUUGUGAGAAGUGUGACAAGAGCUGCAAGGCAUGCCGGGGCCCGCGGCCCACAGACUGCCAGGCUUGCGAUACAUAUUUCUUUCUCCUGCGCUCCAAGGGCCAGUGUCACCGCACCUGCCCAGAGCACUACUACGCAGACCAACAGGCGCAGACCUGUGAGAGGUGCCACCCAACGUGUGACAAAUGUAACGGAAAGGGAGUAUGGAAUUGCUUGUCCUGUGUGUGGAGCUACCACCUUCUGGGAGGAAUGUGUGCCUCGGACUGUCCUGUAGGGGAAUACAGAGAUGGAGAGGGAGAAAACUUUAGCUGCAAAAAAUGCCAUGAGAGCUGCAUAGAGUGCAAGGGACCCGGAGCCAAGAACUGCACUGUGUGCUCAACUGGCCUGCUGCUGAACAUGGACGACAGCCGCUGCCUCCGCUGCUGCAACGCUUCCCACCCCCUCGGCUCCCAGGACUGCUGUGACUGCCAGAGUACCACAGAAGAGUGCAUCCUUCCAGCCAGCGAGGCUGCACCCUUGGAGCACGCCACAAUCACUUUGCUGGUGACCUCGGGUGUUAUGCUGCUGCUGCUGUUGGGGGCCGCUGUGCUAGUGUGGCGGAAGUCUCGAAGCCAACCUGUGGCAAAGGGGCGCUACGAAAAGUUGGUGGAACCCACCGUGUCAUACUCCUCCUACAGACACAGCUAUAUUGAGGAGGACCAGGUGAUUGAGUAUAGGGACAGGGACUAUGAUGAAGAUGAUGAGGAUGACAUCGUCUACAUGGGCCAAGAUGGCACUGUCUACCGGAAGUUCAAGUACGGGCUGCUGGACGAGGAAGAAGAUGAUGAGUUGGAGUAUGACGAUGAGAGCUAUUCCUACCAGUAAUCAAAGCCUAGUGGUCCCCACCGCUCUCAGCCCUGCUGGGAGAUACCGUCACGUUGACUGAGGUUCGAGUGUUUGUGCUUUGUCCUAACUUUGUUUCCAACCUGAAUAAACAGAGAUGCUGGAGUCUGCUGUGCUGCCUUUGACCAACUGAGUGCAAAGAACAGAUCCUACAAGGGGAGAAUUCAAAGGCACUUUCCUGGAGAGUAUGUCAAGACGUUAAAUGCAGAAAGUGAAAGGAAGUCAGAUCCAUUGAACACCAACAUGAUUCCUAAAAUGGACGGGGCAGAGGACCAUAAGGACUCUGUUUUCCAGCUGCUUGUUGGAGACCCCUGCUACCUUCUGGAAAUCUGCUAUUUGACUAGCGGAGAGACAGAGUAACAGAGAGUUCUUGGGUUGGGUGGGAGGUCUCUUCCUUUUUGAUUGUGUUUAAGAAGAAAAUUUGUAAAGAUCAGGAAAAUGGGGGCUUGUAAUUUCUUUCACAGUACCUCCGGAGGAGCCGAAAAGACCAUCUCUCCUGCCAAUGCUCAGGACCCAGAUAAAAUGAAAGGAUUGGUGUAGCCUCAUAGCUGAGAGAGCUCAUACUCACUGAGCUCUGGCUCCUUUGUAGAAGUCCAGAACUGUACCGACCACUGGCAAAGGAAGUUUAGGUAGAGGGCAGGCAGUAUCAAGUCCACAAGGACUUAGGUAGAGGGCAGGCAGUAUCAAGUCCACAAGGAAGGAAAUUGUUUCCAAACAUCGCACCCUGGUAAUUUUCUAAGGAUCUUUUUGAUAGGAAGUAAUAAAAGAACAUGGUAAUGGCAACUUAGCACAAAAUACAAUAAUUUCAUCCACUCUAAAAAAAAAUUGAAAGAUGUUAGCUGCUAAAUCCGUGCACAGCUUUCACUAAUGAGUCAUCCAAAAAGCCUGGAAUAUCCUUAAGAAAAGCUGGGGUAGAGUCUACCAUUUACAAACUUUCCGACACGGCGCUCACUGGCUGCAGGCAAGCUGCAAGCAUCUGCCCAGCUCUCUUCAGUCCCGUGACUUUUUGUUUCUGGGUCUUCAAAACUUUUCUUGCACUCUGGUCAAGGUGUUCUUAGAUUAUGCAGCGGUGGGCACUCUCUGCAGAUGAGAAUUCACAGGGUGGGCGCUGACUGCAGAAAGGCAUGGGCAGAGCCUCAUGGAGCUCCUUGUGGCAGGCAACGCUGUGUGCGGAACACCAAAAGUGCACCGUGAGAGGGUGAUAGUCUAAUAAGAACUGCACACUUACCAUGGACCAGGUACCAACCUAACUAAGGUAUCUUGCCCACUUCGUACUUAACAACUCUACCAGAUGAUGCCAUCCACCCCUUGUUUUUAUAGGAAAUCUGAGGCUUCCAAAAGGCUAAGCCAUUAGUUCAAAGUCACAGACAGCUGAUCAAAAUUCAAGAAAUAAGAAUGACCUUGAAGCAUUAUUCUUAAUAACUGUGCUCCACUGGCAGUGUGAAAACAAACAUCCUAAACAUAAUAAAACUAGGUCUAUUAUUUUAUUCUAUGACAAUUAUCCCACACACUAUAGUAACAUAGGUGGAUGUAAGUAUGGGAAAUCCCUAUGCUUGUGUUUCUUUAGAGAAAAGCCCUCAGGACAGAGACCACUAAACAGUCUCUCCCAAUAACCAGGUUUCUCCCCAGGCUUUUUGAGCAAAAAAAAAAAACUCUAUUGUUAUUGUGCAAACUACCAUGGGAACAUGCUUGGAAUCAGUAAAAUAUUAAUGAGUAAACUGGACUCCAGCAAAACUUUAUUUAGGGACACUUACUAUCUGAAUUUCAGACCAUUGUCACAUAUGAAGUAACAUCCUUUUGAUGGCCGUUUAAAAACAUGGUAACUCUGAAGUCUAGCUUCAGACUCUUCAGGCUCCGUGAGUACCACAUACACAUAGGAUCCAGUUCCCAAUUUUUGUUCAUUUAAAAUGAUCUCUUCCAAAUCCAUUUGAUUACCAUCGUAUCAGUGGAAGAAUUCAUCAUUUCUUGCUGUGUAAUUCCAGAGUUCAACUAUAGAAACAAGUCAUUUAUAUUUAUGUAUCAUUCAUAUUCCUUGAGAAUGUAGAGACGGACUGAUCUGCUCUCAAGUAGCCUUAAAUUUUUUCCCAGAAAAAUAUCUGUGUUUGCGAUAAUGUACACUCUUAUAAGACGACUUGAAAUACUAAGGAAAAAAAUGGUGUUGUUACUCUUUAUGAUCCACAAGAAAAGGAACCUUGUGCCUGUGUGUGAUGAAGACUGGAUGCUUACCCAGUCCCUGUCUGUGUACUCAUGAUACAUUCUUCUCAAACUUCCUUUGAAUUCUGUCUAACAACUGACUUAAUGGAUAAAUAUGUGGUUGAAAAACAGUUCUCAGUUUUCUGCUUGCAAGAAAUUUGAAAAUGUUAAGACUGAAAAUUCACCAGGAGACUGGGUAAAAGUCCAGAAGAUUCUGGCUCCCUGAAAGGAAUUUUAAUUAGAAACAAAGUGAA